Molecule: messenger RNA, 2367 nt
Organism: Plasmopara halstedii
Lineage: Eukaryota; Oomycota; Peronosporomycetes; Peronosporales; Peronosporaceae
Product: DnaJ domain
Exons: 1
Coding region: 1-2367 (788 amino acids)
Source: RefSeq, a predicted model, not a curated record
AUGCUUGCUACGUCUUGGCUGAUUUACCUCCUGCUAUGCCUGAAGUCUUGCAUAGCCUUGGAAGUUUUACUUGAGUUGCGGCUACCAUUAGAGCAACCACCAGAGCACCGUCACUUCUUAUUACUAUCUGGACAGGAACCAGUAGACACGUUGGAGGCUUUUCGAGUACGUCAUGGCCAGACAGUCAAAUGGAGACUUAAGAUGCUUGUGCAAAUUUGCCAGCAACCUCAAGUGGUUUGUCGUCGCGAAGUUCCAGUGAUUUACUCAAUGCAAAUUACGGCACCGAAUGGUAGCCUUUACGGAGAUUUAAAGAUACUUGAAGGGGUUGAGCCAGCGGACACAGUGCUACGUUUCACUUUAAAGCAUAGCAUUGGACGAGAGGAACGAAUGAUUAUACUAAAGGCAGUGUGUACCAAGCCUCGCGUUGUGUGCACCAGAUACAAAGCAAUGAUGCACCAAAAGACUGUCGCCGGAGAGGGGGGGGCUCCGAUUGGAAAACUUUAUAUUUACGACGACGAGGAACCAGUAGAUCAAGUUUAUAGGUUCGUUAGGGACCACAAGUUACCGGAAACUGCGAUAAAGCAAUUGCUUGAUGUUGUUUGCUCGGAAAUUGGUGACAUUCAAUGCAUGCGUAAAAUACCGUUCGUUUAUUCGCAAUUUGUCGACCUAAGCAACGUUGAUUCCAGCGAACCUGGUCGGGUUGAUAUCUUGCAAAUUCCAUUUGGACAGGAGCCGGUAGAUUUCGUUUACAAUUUUGGACUACGACAUAAACUGGCACGAUCACUUCGUGAAAAUUUACUGAGCCAGGUUUGUGACGAUCAUUAUGUGACUUGUAGACGUCUUCGACCGAUCGUAUUCAGUUCUCCCAUCGAAAUUGAUAAUGGAACCACUGUGGGAGUUUUAUCGAUUCAAGAGGAUGAAGAACUCGUCGACGCGGUGCACAGAUUCACUAGACAAACCAAUAUUGCACGUGGCUUACAAAAUUCACUGUUUCAAGCGCUAUGUGAAACUAGGGAAGAGAUUUUGUGUACUCGGGGUCAAGCUCUACUUUGGUCUACUCCAGUCAGUAAUAGUAGCGGAGAGAUACUCGGCUACGUCAAUAUUUUUGAAGGUCAAGAGCCUGCAGACGUUAUUUACCAGUUUGCUGAUCAACACAAUCUCGCACCCAGAGAUCGCGAUGUACUGCUAAACAAAUUGUGCAAUCCAUCACAAUCAACAUCCAAUAAAGAAGAAGGCGAUGAAUUUGAGAAGGAGCCACUAACCUGCUUACGCUAUGCACCAAUUGUGUUUCAGGUACCUGUUGCCUCUCAGAACGGAUCACAACUUGGAAUUCUAGAUGUACUUGCUAACGAAGAGCCUGCAGAUGCGGUCGCCAGGUUUGGAAACAAACAUAAUUUGGGACCGGAAGAAAAAACAAGCAUCGUAACAGGUGUAUGCCAGGUUAGUGGACUGGAAUGCACUCGAGAUGUUGGGAUUUUAUAUGAAGCUUUAUUUACAUUCUCGGAUGGUCGUCGAGAGCGGUUGCCAUUUUACGACGGCCAAGACUCUACUGACGUCAUUUACGAGUAUGGGCUGAUGCGUAACCUUACGCUACGUGAACGUCAAAAAUUCCUCAUUGACGUGUGCAAUGAACCUCGAAAACGACCGAAUUGCACCCGCGCUGAACCAAUGCUCUUGAAUAUACCUGUUUGGGAGUCUGCUACCACAAAGUUAGGAGAUGUGCAAAUUUUAGAGGGCCAAGAACCUGUUGACGUCGUCUACGCGUUUUUGGAAAAACACGAUCUAUUUCAGACAGCACCGCUAAAUACGACAUUGAUUGAAAUUGUCUGCAACAGUACACGAGUCAUCUGUAAGCGAAUGCAGCCAAGACGCACACUUUUUUCGGUUCAAGCGACGUAUGCCGGAUUGUCACAUACGUUGGAGUAUGUGCGUCCUGAGUCGGACUGGAUCUGCGAAGUGGAGCCCCUUGGCGGUCAACGCUGUGUACACUACGUAGAGAUCUUGGCAAAAAAGUUUUGCGAACGGCACAUGUACGACUGGGCUGCGUGUGAGGCUCGUAUACUCGAAGCAUUGCGACAGCAGCUAGAGUUUUACGAGGUCCGAAUGUGGAAAGGCAAAGACAUGUAUGCAAAGUUGGGAUUGGUCAAGACUGCAAGUCGCGAGCAGAUUGACGCAGCUUAUAACACAUUGGUGAAACGCUUUAAUAAUGAAACUGAACCUUACAAGUAUGAGAAGCUCAAGGAGGCAUAUCGAGUGCUAAGCGAUCCAGAGGAGAAGUACUUUUACGAUCUGCCGUGCGUCAAAUUGUUUGGGUGUUUGUGUGGAAAACGUCAGAAAGAUGGUGGAAUUACUUUUACACCAGACUAA